This is a messenger RNA of Astrephomene gubernaculifera, 609 nucleotides long. NCBI's taxonomy places the organism in Eukaryota, Viridiplantae, Chlorophyta, Chlorophyceae, Chlamydomonadales, Astrephomenaceae. The record is from the annotation of a GenBank genome assembly.
CUGCAGCCUCAGCGAGGGCCUGCAAGCCUGCGGACCCGGAGGAGAUACCCUCAUUUGUCCUCCCGGCAUGUACCAGGAAACCCUGCUGGUGGAGCAGCCGGUGCGACUGGUGGCAGCUGACCUCUGGCAGCGCGGCCGGGCGCGACUGGAGCAACUGCGGGCGCAUCCACAGCAGCAGGUGCAACAGGUGCAAGUGCAGCAGGUGCAGGUGCAGCCUUUGCAGCAGCAGGUUGCGGUUCAGGGAGGGUCUCAGGUUCGAGGGUCUCAGGUUAAGCCCGGACAGGAAGGGGGCCAGCAGGACCAGCAGCAACAGCACGCGGCGGCCCUGCUGCCAGCGUCACCGCCACCACCACUGCCACCACCCACACUGCCAUCAACCACAUCGCAAGGGGCGGAGGCCGCAAGGGCGGGGGUGGUGGCGGCUGCGGCUGCUCCUGGGGUGGCGGUUAUGACGUUGCGACCGCCGGUGGUGGUCAUGAACAGAAGGUGUUGCUUCGUGGGUUUCGAGUUCCACACCGCCACCGCCAACGACGAGGUCAGCAUUUGCUGCUACGGGCCCGAUGCGCUGGUGGCAAGGUUCGAGCACUGCACCUUCAGCGGGCUGACGGG